Messenger RNA from Boleophthalmus pectinirostris (great blue-spotted mudskipper), 2725 nucleotides. RefSeq names its product insulin receptor-like. Bases 559 to 1548 code for a protein of 329 amino acids. The transcript is spliced from 4 exons. The record is from RefSeq and is a predicted model, not a curated record. Lineage: Eukaryota; Metazoa; Chordata; Actinopteri; Gobiiformes; Gobiidae.
CGUAGUGGGGAAAGCUGCGUCUCUGCUGCACGUAGCUGCUCUGAUCAGUUUCCUGGGAUGUGUUCACUCCUAUCUUAAAAGGGAGCUUCUGCUGGGAAAUUGCAUUUUACUGGCAAAUUCAAAGACCUUCUAAACCGAUACUUGGGCGACAAGUUGACCCCAUGCUUGCUGGACGUACUGUUUUUGCGAUUCUUUUAACACCGAUUUUUGAUCAUUUUUUUUAUUUCACUGGAACACCAUAAUAUUGAAAUGAACACAGACCGAUUGGACCUCUUCUUCAGCCCGCUGCAAAAAAAGAUUUAAUAUUUUCUUUAUGUAGGGAAGUAUCAAAACAAAACAGAUGAACGUGGACUGUCGCCUUCGCUUAUGGAAGAUGAAGAUAUUCACUCGUACAUGUGUUGCCAGAACCCAAGAUCACGUUAUUUAGUGGUGUGCAUAUUUCCUCGAACAAGUUGUUUUAAGAUAAACUUCUAUUGGAGAGUUAAAGCACUGCAGUCAAUUGAUACUGGAGUUUUUAAGGGCAUUUUGAAGGAAGGUUCUUCCUAUCCAUAAAUCAAAAUGGGACGGUGGACGCUAAAACUGCGAACACAAAUAGUGUGUCUUAUCUUCAGCACCUGCAUCAUAUGCCAAUGUGGACUGAUCAACGGGGAAAUCUGCCAGAGUAAAGACAUCCGGAAUAAUGUGACAAACCUGCAGGCACUGGGAAACUGCACCAUCAUCGAGGGUCAUCUAAAGAUUCUUCUCAUGUUCAACACCAAGACAGAUGAUUUUCGAGGCCUCAGCUAUCCCAAACUUCGAGUGGUGACUGACUACGUGCUGCUGUUCAGAGUCUACGGCCUGGAGACGCUGGCACAUCUCUUUCCAAAUCUGACUGUUAUACGUGGCAACAAUCUCUUCUUCAACUACGCUCUGGUGGUGUACGAGAUGCCGCAGAUGAGGGAGCUGGGUCUGCACAGCCUCAUGAACAUCACCAGAGGAGCCGUGAGGAUCGAGAAGAAUGCUGAUCUGUGCUACCUGGCAACCCUCGACUGGUCCAAGAUCCUCGACUCUAUGGAAGACAACUACAUUGUGGCAAAUAAAAAUGAGAGGGAGUGUGGCGAUGUGUGUCCUGGGACAGCCCAGGGCCUGACCAUCUGUCCCCAGAACACCAUCAACGGGCACUUCCGUGGCCGGUGCUGGUCACAGGAUCACUGUCAGAGAAUGUGUUCGGAUAGCUGCAAACAUGGAGCAUGUACACCCCAGGGCCAGUGCUGCCACGAUCAGUGCCUGGGCGGGUGCUCAGAGCCGGGUAACUCCAGCAGCUGUGUGGCCUGCAGGAACCUCCAGCAUGGAAGUACUUGUGUAGAUAAGUGUCCUCCCGGAUACUACAUCUUCAGAGGAUGGCGCUGCGUCAGCUUCUCCUUCUGCCAGGACCUGCACAACCAGUGUCAACAAAUAAAGAAGAUGAACCAGGACAGGGAAUCUAGUUGCUUUGAAUAUGUCAUCCACAAUGGCGCCUGCAUCCCUGAGUGUCCAUCUGGAUACACAAUAGUAAACGCCACUACGUAAGUCUUAUACACCGGCCAUCAACACACUAGAUAAACCGAAAGUUACAAUUUUAACUAUGGUUCUUUGGAUACCGGAUGACGGCAGUUCGCAUUUACGCAGAGAACAUUUAGUGCUUUCCACACGGCCCUCUGGUGGUCAGGAUGAAUGAAAUAGAACUAUUGAAAUGGUCAUUCAUUAUUAUACUAUGAUUCAACUUUUGUAUUAAGGGCAUUUGGGAACUGACUUAACAACAAGCCAGGUAUGAUUUCUCUUUAUGAAGUCUCUGACUUCUCCAGGCAAACACAGUAGUAAUAACUGGUAAAGGCUGUUUAAAAUGUGAGACUUUAUGAAUAAUUUAAUAAAAAGUAUAAUUUGUUUUAGUGUUAGCCUUAGUUGGUGGUGAUUUGGUGAAUAAAUAUCAUUAGUGUGUGUCACACUGCAUGCAUGCAUGUUAUCCAGAUCCCAGUAUGGGCUCGCUCUGCUGUGUCUGUGUAUCUAGCUUUAUGCAUGUGUAACAUGCAAGGGCACGACCUUAUUUACCAUUCAACUUGCAGUUGCAGUUACAAGGAAUAUUGGAGUAGUAACUAUAUUACUAUUUAUUUAAAAUUUUUGUAUUUAUUUAUUUUUUUUUACAAUUGAUCUAAACUUGCAGAGAAGUCUUAAUGAUGGUGUUAUAAAAAUAUAUAUAAUAUAUAUAAGCUUGCCUCACAUCAGACACCAUAAAUCGGCAUACAUGUUUUUCACAUAUCUGUUAUACUGUUGAGAGAUUAAAUUUAUUAUUAUUAUUAUUAUUAUCAUUAUUGUAAGUAAACAGAAUGAUUUGGGGGUUUAUUUACAACGGGAGUGAACAGGAAAGGCUAUGCACUUUGGCUCGGUCAAACGUCUUGUUUGUGUGUAAAAGAGAUUGACUUUCCCUGCAACCAACCUGCAGGGAUUAUCAAGUACUUAGACAGAAAAGAACAUUGCUUUAAGUCUCAUUCAGAACCCCCUGAGGCACAACACAGCCUGGUAUUCUUUGUGUGUUUACUUCAUUUAUGUUACAAUAAAAACAAUAAAUAAAACAACGGGAUCUGUACAUUAUCAUAAUAUCUAUGUUUAAUACUAUUUAGGUUGAAUAACAUGCAGCUAAAACAUUUACAUUUAUAAAACAAUGUGUUAAUUAAUUUAAUUAUUGCACAGCAUCACAUUUGUCUGUGUA